GAGAGAGAGAGAGAGAGAGAGAGAGAAUGUCUUCUUGGCACUCAUUGGGGCUGGAGGUAACGUACCAAGUUCUUGGAUGGGUUGCCUUCUGCUCUUGGUCCCUCAGUUUCUAUCCUCAGGCCAUCCUUAACUACCACAGGAAGAGUGUGGUUGGGCUGAAUUUCGAUUUCUUGGUGCUUAAUUUGACGAAGCAUAUGGCUUACCUCAUCUACAAUGCCUCCCUGUACUUCAGCCCUGCCGUUCAACGUCAGUAUCACCAGAAAUAUGGGGACAAUGAAAUGAUUCCAGUGGCUUUGAACGAUGUAGCGUUUUCAACACACGCGGUUCUGCUGACAGGAUUCACAGUUUUGCAAGUUUUAAUCUAUGAACGAGGUGGUCAAAGAGUUUCAAAAGUCUGUGUGGCGAUCACCAUCGUCGUAUGGGCCAGUGCUGCUGGUUGCUUUUUUUCAGCUUUGCGAAGUCAUUCUUGGCUGUGGCUUAUCUCUGUAUUCAACUCAAUACAGGUUGCCAUGACAGCCAUCAAAUACAUUCCUCAGGCCUUCAUGAACUUUAUGCGAAAGAGUACCGUUGGUUGGAGUAUUGGAAAUAUUCUGCUUGACUUAUUUGGUGCCGUUACUAACUUUGCACAAAUGGGCAUCCAAUCUUUGGACCAGCAUUCCUUAGUGAAUUUCUAUGGCAACAUAGGGAAGACAUUGCUUUCUUUGGAAGUAGUUUUCUUCGAUCUUUUAUUUAUUGUUCAGCAUUACCUAUUAUAUCCCAUCCGGAAGGUCAACAACAGCACGGUCGAAGAUGUAUGAAGGAGAUACUAAAUUUCAGAAAGAAAUGCAUACACAAUGUCAGGUUAGUUUGACAUGUAUGAAGUUUCCUAUAUGUGCACUCUCUCUCCCCCUCCCCCUCGCAUUAGCUUAGAAAAUGUAAAAAUUCGGAAGUGUUUAUAUUUGAU
Nymphaea colorata (pocket water lily) is the source of this 943-nucleotide messenger RNA. Its product is annotated as cystinosin homolog. Gene Ontology annotation, molecular function: L-cystine transmembrane transporter activity. Gene Ontology annotation, cellular component: vacuolar membrane. The coding region runs from base 27 to 797 and encodes 256 amino acids. The transcript is spliced from 9 exons. The record is from RefSeq and is a predicted model, not a curated record. Gene Ontology annotation, biological process: L-cystine transport. NCBI's taxonomy places the organism in Eukaryota, Viridiplantae, Streptophyta, Magnoliopsida, Nymphaeales, Nymphaeaceae.